GGAAAUAAGGGUACAAAUUCAUGGUGAUUUAGUGAUGGAGAAAUCAGUUCAGCCAACUAUUCAUGAAGAGCCGCAUCGCUUACCUCGCAUGACAACUACGCAGCAUGUCACAGUCACACAUCAGAAAAGAUUAUCUUCCCCGCAACCAAUCAGACUAGCUGCCCAAAGACUGGAAUUCCCAGCAACACGAGUACAAGAGACAACAGAAACUUGUCUUGAUUUUGAAAACACCACUAGUGAGAUAAUGAGGUGGUCCUUAUCCUCUAUUGCACCUGCCUAUGUGAAACAAGAAAGCAAAGAAGUUUACAGAGCAACUUACACAGCUUUCCGCUUCACUAAACAGUCUGGUAUGCUUACACCAGGACAGUUUGUCAAGAUUCCAGUAGUAUUCAUUCCAAGAGAUGUAGGUAGUUAUUCACAAUACUGGGAACUCGAGGCCAAUUCCAAAGAAUCCGUAGCAUCCACAGUUCAACAGACUAAAAUAGAACUUGCUGGUGAUGGUGUCAAAGCUGCUGCAGCUUUAACAAAGACUCAUAGACGAGGACCAUUAGCACCAACUGUUCCAAUGGUCAAACCUUUCCAUCAGUCUACCACAGAUAACACUGAACCUGUCACAAAAACUCAACACACUGUACCAAAGUAAGCUAUCAUAAAUUGGUUACUGUGCA
Molecule: messenger RNA, 668 nt
Organism: Saccoglossus kowalevskii
Lineage: Eukaryota; Metazoa; Hemichordata; Enteropneusta; Harrimaniidae
Product: centrosomal protein of 192 kDa-like
Biological process (GO): centrosome cycle; centrosome duplication; mitotic spindle assembly
Cellular component (GO): pericentriolar material; cytoplasm; centriole
Molecular function (GO): protein kinase binding
Source: RefSeq, a predicted model, not a curated record